Messenger RNA from Caenorhabditis briggsae, 204 nucleotides. The record is from RefSeq and is a predicted model, not a curated record. The transcript has a single exon. NCBI's taxonomy places the organism in Eukaryota, Metazoa, Nematoda, Chromadorea, Rhabditida, Rhabditidae. The coding region runs from base 1 to 204 and encodes 67 amino acids.
AUGUACAGAAAAAUUAAGAAUUAUUCACAAAUUGAGCCUUUAAGAAAAUUGUGUGUGAGAUUGGAGGAUGAGAAAAAAAGGAAGCAAAAGACAAAUGAAAGAAGAGGAGAAGAAAAAUAUGCGUCCAUUAAUUUAGACUCGAUUUCACGAUUACGCUCAACACAGCUUCUUCGCAGAGUCAAUCUGGAUGACGAAACGAAAUAA